UAUUCCCCUUGGUCCCCGUCUCGACACUUUGAUGAAGGCAGACGCCACCCCGUCCCCCCAGCUUGGAACAUGAAGGGCUUAUCGGGCGGUCGCUCCCAGCACCAGAUCCUCUCGCCCCACGGACUAGACCAGUUCGACUACCCCCAAGACAUCCAUGGCAUGGGUCACCAUGGUGGCGCCUCCGACUCACGCCACACCUCCUACCUGCUCAGCCCCACUGAGAGCUGCCCCAUGGACUACCACCACCGCUACUCACCGCGCAGCUCCGUUCACUCAGACUGCAUGAUGAUGUCCCCCGUCAUGAUGGCGCCCUCGUCAGUCGGCGUUGGCCCCAUCGACCACGUUUCCAGCAGCACCUUCCCCAGAAUGCACUACAGCACCCAAUACUAUGACUCAGCCACGCGGGACGACUGCGCCGCCAUCACUGCCUCCGCCACCUCCCAUGCUGCUGCCACUGCCGCUUCUGUCUUGCAGUACCAAGGCAGCGGCAAGAGCAACCGCAUCCCGGCCAAUCUGCUGGACCAGUUUGAGAAGCAGCUGCCGCUGCAUCACGAUGGCUUCCACACGCUGCAGUACCAGAGGGCGUCAACCACCACCACCACGGAGCAGCGCAGCGAGAGCCCCGGACGCAUCCGCCACCUGGUCCACUCUGUCCAGAAGCUUUUCACAAAGUCCCAUUCCCUGGAGGGAUCGUCCAAGAUGAACGGCACCAAGGGUGAAGGAGGAGGAGGGGGACAUCACGGAGGCUCCCAACACGGCCACCAUGGAGGCUCCAAGCACGGCAGCAAGCGGAGCAAGAGCAAAGAGCGCAAGGCGCACCGCUCGGGGGGCGCGGGUGGCUUCUGGAGCUCUGACGACAACCUGGACAGCGACAGCACCUACCGCACGCCCAGCGUCAUGAGCCGUCACCAUGGUGACUACGCCCAUGCCGCCCACUGCUACCCGGACUCCAUGCAUCACAGUCACUUUGGGGACAUGUCCCUCAAGACCUCGAAGAGCAACAACGACGUCAAGUGCUCAGCAUGCGAGAGCAUGGCCACGGCUCCGGAGGGUAAGUUUAUGAAGAGAAGUUCCUGGUCUACGCUGACUGUCAGCCAGGCCAAGGAAGCUUACAGGAAGUCCUCCCUCAACCUGGAGAAACCCAUGAUGCACACAGACCUCAAGCCCUCACUACGGGCCUGUCACUAUCUGCAGGUGCCUCAGGAUGAGUGGAGUGGAUACCCGGAGGACGGAGACAAGGACGAGGAGAUCCCAUGUCGGCGGAUGCGCAGCAGCAGCUACGUCAAAGCCAUGGGAGAGGUAGACAAUGACUCUGGUGGCGAAUCUGACGGCAGCCCCAAGUCCUCACCCCAGAAGGCCAUCCGACCCGACGCCCUCGUCCUCAAAUCAGUUAUGCAGAGGCCCCACAUAGACCCCCAAAGCCAGAGCUACCACUUGCAAACCACCCGAGACAUGAUGCGGCCCCAUCCCAGUGUCACCCUGGACCCAGCCUUCAAUUACCCCCAACACCAUGUACCCCUGGGGCCUCAGGUCCGCUCCCGGAACCAGAGCUACAUGAGGGCGGUCAGCACCCUCAGUCAGGCCAGCUGCGUCAGCCAGGUGAGUGAGACUGAGGUCAAUGGCCAGUUUGAGUCAGUUUGCGAGUCCGUUUUUAGCGAAGUAGAAUCCCAGGCCAUGGAGGCUUUGGACCUGCCUGGCUCGUUCCGCACUCGAAGCCACAGUUACCUGCGUGCAAUUCAGGCUGGGUAUUCCCAAGACGACGACUGCUUGCCUUCAAUGACAUCCUCCACUGUCACUUCAACUCUCAGAUCCACAACAGAGGGAUAUGAUAUGCUGGAAGGCACUUCUUUGCUAAACGAGGACAUGAUAGAAGACGACGACGGGGCCAGCUCCUCGGCCUAUGAGGAGUUGGAGCGCCUAGAGAGGGAGAACGCUGUAGCUCGCAGCCAGCACAGCACCAGCUCCACUGUAACUGCCAUCUCUGUCCCCCCGACCUCGCCGCCUGCCUACCGGAUCCCUGAUGCCCCCUCCAUAGCCGCCCCAGAUCCCCCUGUACCUCAGGCCAUCCAGGCCUUUAAAGAGUCCGCCAACAUGGUGGCCGCCUUCAACAUACAGUGGAAAGACGAGAUCUCGGCCAUGCGCUACGAACUGGCCGAGCUGCGCAGGGACGUGUGCGGUGAACUCAAAACUUUCAACAGCAACUUUUUCAACUUCACCCAGUGCUACAACAUGUGGACGAUGUGCCGCGAGAGCGCCAGUGACAGCUCAACACAGACCGGGGACCGGGUGUCUGUGGGCAUCCAGGCUGGCACCAGCGGGCUCGUCAGGCAGAACACAGAGGACAAGUCUGUCAUGUGCCAGCCGGAACCAGCCCCCUUUAACCUCAUAAACCUGAUGGACCCUCCCCGUAUCGAGAUCACUGGGGAUUCAACGCCAGAGGAGGAGGCCAGCAGCCCCACUAGCUCUCGGCUAUCGGAAGAUUUUUCAACAUGGGACAACAGGGAGCAGAAAAUACGCAAGCGCUCUUCGGGUGGCAGCCGCAGGAGUGCCAGUCUGGAACUGUGGAACAGGAAGUACACCAGUGGGCCCAUGUCAUACCUGUCAAUGUCAUUCUAA
This is a messenger RNA of Oncorhynchus mykiss (rainbow trout), 2616 nucleotides long. RefSeq names its product disks large-associated protein 2. Gene Ontology annotation, biological process: signaling. Lineage: Eukaryota; Metazoa; Chordata; Actinopteri; Salmoniformes; Salmonidae. Gene Ontology annotation, molecular function: molecular adaptor activity. Gene Ontology annotation, cellular component: glutamatergic synapse; postsynaptic specialization. The record is from RefSeq and is a predicted model, not a curated record.